Messenger RNA from Diprion similis, 1866 nucleotides. RefSeq names its product GTP-binding protein REM 2-like. Bases 172 to 1722 code for a protein of 516 amino acids. The record is from RefSeq and is a predicted model, not a curated record. Gene Ontology annotation, molecular function: calcium channel regulator activity; GTP binding; GTPase activity. Lineage: Eukaryota; Metazoa; Arthropoda; Insecta; Hymenoptera; Diprionidae. Gene Ontology annotation, cellular component: plasma membrane. The transcript is spliced from 8 exons.
UUACCGAGUUUUUGGGGCGGUUAUUGAAAUGCUGCGACGCUUUGAUGUGAGUCUGUAAAAAAGCCAGGAGACCAUUUGGCCUCGGCAUUGACGCCGGAAGUUCGGGAAAUUGGGGGGAAAUAUUCAUGGGCAGACCAUUGGCCUCGGAACUAGAGGACCUCGUCGCUGCUUAUGGCAACCUCGGCGUUACCCAUGUACCAUCAGGCCGGCGUCCCGGAGACCCGCAGAUCACCCGGUGGCGUUAUUUCUCCAAUAACUGCCUGCCCGCCGAGCAGCUUUCCAGACAAAUUUCAAGACUUUUUCACCGCUCUGACGGAGGACGCGGACGACAUGCCGAGCUUGCUCGAAGACAAACUCAUCCCCAGGAAAACAGAGCCGAUUAACCCCGAUUUCCGCACACGCCGCUGGAGCAAACGAGCUUUCCAACGGCGUAGCAGCGAGAUCGAGGUACGAGCUCAUCACGCCUCUUUUACCGCGGGCCAGGGUCAGAGCUCCUCCGUAGACGGGCCCAAGUCACCGAAUCCCUCCAGGAGGCGAAGUUCCAGCAUCGCCGUCGCCAGACCUACGCCAGACCUGCACAGGUUUCUCCAGGCAGAAGCUGGUCCGUGGGGACACUUAUCUCCGUCGCCUAGAAGCCCAACCAGAACUGCGGCGAUUAGUCCCGGCGGACUUUCGUCGACGUCUCAUCUGAGUCCUGGAGCAAGUCCCGGAGGACCAAGUCCAACAAGUCCUGCUGGUCCUGCGUCUGCGUGUCGUGGACCAUCGCAGCGACAAUACCGUUGCAGGACGAGCAGCAUGCCAGCAGUACCACGUCACAGACCAAUGCUCGCAGAGAUGAAACGUAGCGGGAUAAACGGCACCGAAGAAGCCGAGGGUGAGGACGGGGUCGAAUACUACAGACUUCGCUCAUUCUCUAUAACUGCGAACGGCGUUUUCAACUUGGGCGAUUCGCUGAGAAGUCGACGGAGUAAAAGUAUCAACAGCGUAACAUCUUCGGGGACAAGUUGCAGCAGUUCUCGCGACGCCAGACACCUGAGCCUGGCAUCGCAGCUGUCGGGAACAGAAGGCGAGGAAGACGACAGCAACGGACGCGUCGCUACCUACAAGGUUGGGAUGCUGGGUGCUUCUGGGGUUGGAAAAACCGCUUUAACAGCCCAGUUCACAACCAGCGAGUACAUCUGCGCGUACGACGCUUCGCUUGACGAGGAAUACGGCCAGAAGACGGUGUCCGUCAUGGUCGACGGUCAAGAGACGGAGCUGGAAAUCAUUGACCAUCCAGCCUCGGAAAUGUCGGUCGAGUCCUUCUGCUCAACCUACAACCCGGACGUUUACGUAGUCGUCUACUCAGUCGUCGAUAGAAGAAGCCUGAAAAUGGCAGAGGAAACUCUGCUCUAUCUUUGGAAAAGUGACUACAUGGCAUCGCACGGCGUUAUCCUUGUUGGGAAUAAAGUUGACCUGGAAAGAAAGCGAGAGGUCCCAUUAGUCGUUGGACGUCGGCUGGCAAACAGUUGCGGAUGCAAGUUCAUCGAGACUUCGUCUGGCCUGGCCCACCACGUGGAUGAGCUGCUCGUCGGAAUUCUUGCUCAAGUCAAACUCAAUCCUCAGCGAGAUCGAGAUCAAGCGACUAGGAGAAAACGGAGUAAACACCGCCGGCGUAUGCUCAAGCACUUACUUGGUAUCAAGAGGAAAACUAAGAGCUGCGAAAAUCUCUUCAUAUUAUGAGUCCCCGAGACAGCGUUCAGCGGCAAGUAUGAAUGAGAAGAAAUUUUUUACGAUGAGUGCUGAAAUUUUCAUUGGUUUGAAUGAUAAUUUUUAUAACUUUAGAUCUUCGGGUCUUCCUAGCCUAGGAAUCUGAUUAUACAGUCU